CCCAGUUACGCACAGACCUAAUUGGACAGCACCAAUUAUAGCGGUCGAUGCCUAGAGUAUUUCCGUUGGUUGGAUUAUAUUAGAUUACGUGAUUGGUGGUGUUCGAUCGGGUCUGUGCGCAUCUGGGACCCUCCCGAUGAGCAUAUCAUUUCAAUCAUCAAGUUUUGUAAAGUUUUAUUUUACCAAAAUUUCAUAUGUAAAUUUAUAUAUGUAAACCAUAAAUUACAUUUGCAUUUUGCAAUAUGAAUUGAAAGAAUUAAUAUGAUAAUCGUAGUUAUCGAGUUAAAUUAAAUGGAUAAAAUUAGAAUGAUUAAUUCAGAGUGUAGAGACAUUGAAGUUAGGAAGAUUUAAGUUAGAGGUUAGGGUUGGGUUCCAUCACAUAUUGACAUAUAAAAACCUACCUACGAUGGAUGAAAGUAAGACAACAGAGAAAGAACUUCAGGCUGAUGGUCCUCACAAGAUAUCUAAAUCCGAUAACAACUCCGAGGAUUCUGCAAUGAGUCCUCAACAAUCCUCUCCAGAGAAGGAUCCUGAACAUAAUGAUGAUGAUGGAUGGUUAGAUAUUCUUGGCAACGGUCAGUUGAAGAAAAAAGUUAUACAGAAGGGUAAAGAAAAUGUUAAGCCACACAAAGGCGAUAUAUGUACGAUAAAAAUGUCGGGUGUGCUCGAUGAUAAUACAGUUGUAGAAGACUACGAUAAUUUAACAAUACAGAUAGGAGAUCUGGAAGUAGUACAGGGAUUAGACCUAACUAUUAUAUUGAUGGAAUUGGACGAAAUUACUCAAAUUCUAGUUCAUCCCAGAUUUGCUUAUGGCUCACAGGGAAAAGAAUCUAUACCACCUAACGCCAAUAUUACAUACACAGUUGAAUUGAAAAUGAUAGAAGAUGAACCUGAGAUGGAAACUUUAAGUAUUGAGCAAAGGAAAAAAAUUGGCAAUAGGAAACGCGAGCGUGGAAAUUGGUGGUUUAUUCGCAAAGACCUCAGUUUUGCGAUACAGUGUUAUCGAAGAGCAUUACAAUAUCUACAGCUAGAUAAUAAUACAAAUUGGAAUAGCAACGAAGAAACGCAUCCGGUUACUGAUAAAGAACUACAGGCUUUGUUGGAUGAUAGUAUAAAGGUGUACAACAAUUUGGCAGCUGCAUUAAUUGAAACCGAAUCCUACCAUCAAGCUUUAGAAUAUGUAGAUCUAGUUCUGAAGUAUCAACCAACAAAUACGAAAGCCUUAUUUAGAAAAGGAAAAAUAUUAAAAAUCAAAGGAGAAUAUGCAAAGGCUUAUAUGGCGUUCGUUGAAGCAAAUAAGUUGGAACCAGACAUAAAAUCGAUACGAGCAGAAUUGAUAAGUUUAAAAGGAAAAAUUUCAAAAGAAAAUAAGAAGGAAAAAUAUUUAUAUGCUAGAAUGCUAGGUGUGAAUAAAGAUACUGAUAAACUAUCAAACAACACAAACAUAGAAGAUAAAAGGAAAAUUGCUAAAGGAAUUCUAUGGACUCUGCUUGGAGCGUCUGCUGCUGUCAUCGGCGGUAUACUCGUACACAGAUUUGUUUCGUGAAAACGGGAAAAAGAGUAUAAAGCUAAGAUAAAAACAAAAACGAACUAAGUUAAUGAGGUGCAAAAUAAAUUUAUAUUAGUAACAGAAAUAUAUAGUUGAGUAUUAUAAAUUCUUAUAAUUAUUUAAUAUAAACAUAUUUAAUGAGCCAAUAAACGGUAGGCAUAAAUACAGAAAAUAUUCUUUUCUGCUUGUAUAUACGCGUGUAUAUACAGCCUUUGCCAAAAGUAUUAGACAUCUGUAUUUUCUUCAUUUAACUGGAAUCUCUUUUGUUUAUGUUAUUUCCUUUCAAUUAACUGACGUUAUACAACAUUAUUUAUAUAAGUUUAAAGGAUUUUUGAAAAAUAAAAUUUAUAUUUUAAUUUCUGUUUAAAUCUUUUCGUUUAAAAAUAUUUUAAAAAAUAUAAGGUGUCUAAUAUUUUUGAUCCUGUAUAUAUGAUAUAAAUAAUAUUAUUUAGGUUUCAUAGUCGAUUCUUAUAUUUAAGACCGCUUUAAGUAUCAUUUUAAUACGUCAUCAACCAAUAAUAGCCGUAUUAGCAUCUUAGGACAUUGUUCGAAACAGUUUUAAAAUAAGGUCCGAUUGUGAAUACCGGUUUUAGGGUUGUAUUCAGAACAUGCUUGUCAUAAAAUUAGUUAUUAUAUCAUUCUAUCUUUAUCGGCAGAAAACAAGAAUGGAGUGGAGGGGACAAAACGCGCGCGCUAAUAUAAGCGCGUUCUGAGUACGAGCCAUAACAUAUGUAGGUGCUGUGAAGAAUUUGUAGGUAGGUUUGAGUUUGAAAUUGAAAUGUAUCGAUGUUAAUACUCAUUGCCACUCUUUUCACUUCAUAACUGUUUUCUCAUGUCUUUUUGCGUGUUUACAUUGGCGGUAGGUAAAUUCGGCUGUAUUUAUAAAUUAAUAAUUCGUUAACUAGUAUGAAAAUCAAAAUGGUAUAAGACUUUUCGACUUGGUUAAAUCCGCUUUACCUGCAUAUGACCGCUUUGUUAUUUUUUAUGAGACAUCCUAUAUAUGUAUAUAUAGUAUAUAUGCGUGUGUAUAUACACCAUACAUAGAAUUUAUCAAAGAAUUUAUUGUUUGUUACAAACAAUAAUUAUAUAAAAUGACUAUCUUACGAUUCAAACAUAUACGUAUUAUUUUUUUUAUAAUAUAUUAUUAAAAAUUAA
Messenger RNA from Solenopsis invicta (red fire ant), 2704 nucleotides. Its product is annotated as peptidyl-prolyl cis-trans isomerase FKBP8. Gene Ontology annotation, molecular function: protein binding; peptidyl-prolyl cis-trans isomerase activity. The transcript has 5 exons. Bases 407 to 1546 code for a protein of 379 amino acids. The record is from RefSeq and is a predicted model, not a curated record. Lineage: Eukaryota; Metazoa; Arthropoda; Insecta; Hymenoptera; Formicidae.